This is a messenger RNA of Homalodisca vitripennis (glassy-winged sharpshooter), 2336 nucleotides long. RefSeq lists its product as uncharacterized. NCBI's taxonomy places the organism in Eukaryota, Metazoa, Arthropoda, Insecta, Hemiptera, Cicadellidae. The transcript is spliced from 3 exons. Bases 40 to 867 code for a protein of 275 amino acids. The record is from RefSeq and is a predicted model, not a curated record.
ACAACAGUAAUCUGAGAUGGUGUGUGAUAUAAAGACAAUAUGGGAGUCUCGGGACUCAGCGUGUUCAACAUCUCUUCGUUUGUCUGCCUUGUGUCCUUGGUCGCCCUAGAGAGAGGUUGUGCUCUGGAGCUCAACAAGAAUGAUGAACCAUCGUCAACUGUCCAGCUCAGAGUCAAGCGACAGGAGCCUGAUAUGGAACAAAAUGACGAACCAGAGGACUAUGUGGCGGACUACGCAGGCAACGAGAACAACGAUGCUCCCAAGAACACGUUUACAGACGACACCGACACGUUCGGAGGUACACAAAACAAUGACAACGGCAUCAACGAGGACAGGUUUGGAGACACUUUUGACAAUCAGCCUGCUCCAGAGAGAGAGGCCAACACUGAUUCUUUGGAGAGCGAGGAACGUAAACCCAAAAAGAAGAAGGAGAAAAAGCAACACCCAUAUCUGAAGAAGACCUUUGCCUUUUUUAAACGAGUUCUUGACCCUGAUAAGUUGAUGCAAAAUGCCUUUAUCAUGGAGAUGAUGAGAAGAUUCAGUGACAAAGAAGAACCAGAAUAUGAGGAAAAGGAGUCAUCUGAAGAAGAGGUAACAGUACACACACCCAAACCUACAAAGAGGAGAAGAGGACGACCAAGGAAGAAGGACAAGAUUCCUCCAGGAAUUACAGGAAUAAUUAAAAAAGGAAUGAUGACCUUAUCACAGAUAGAACUUGACAAGAGGAAGCUCAGAAGAAGAGUAAAGAUGAUCAAGAGGAUGGCAAGGAAAGCAAAGAAGCCUUUAAAAACCGCUGUGAAGAUAUUUUUGAGCUCGAGAAACCAAGGAGGUUAUGGAGGUGGUGGUUAUGGAAACACGAACUAUUGAGUGUAGAUUGAGGAAUUAGUGAUCACCAUUUCUGUUAGGUAUUUUUGAUCUAGAAGCUAAGGUCUCUGACAAAAGUGAACUUUAGGAAGUCUUGUUGCUAAAUUGUUAUGAGGCCAAAAGUUCAAGAAUCAAAAGUAAAUUAUUUUGCAAACAUUCUAGUAUUGCAACAUUCUCUUCUGUAUUACAUUCUAAAUAGGUAUGCAUAUAUCUUUUCAAGUACAAAAGUUCGAAUCGAAUACAAAAUGUAUUUGGUAGAAAAUUUAAAGUUUACAAUCAAAUUCUAAACAAAGUGUUAAAAGCUGUAACAACACUAUAAAAUAUUAAAAGCUAGAUAGAAAAUUUAAGAAUUAAUUUCUAGUAGUUAAUAAACAUUUUUUAAAUUCUGUACACUUAUCAAGUUGUAAAUAGAGGAAUAUAGGACAAAUCUGUUGGUAAAUAUUUGAUAAAGAUCAAUAUUUCCUUGUUACCAUUGAACUGUUUACAGUAUAUGAAAACAGAUCUAGCAAAACAGAUUAAAUAUCUUGUCUUUUAGGAAAUCAUAAUUUUGCUGCCUAUAAUCAUCAAACAGAGGUAUAAUUUAACUGAUCCUCAACAUAUCAAGUUGAUUCAAAACUUGUGGUGGAAGAAGAUUGAAUACAUGUUACGUGUGUUGAAUUAAACAGAAUAUGUGCUCCUCUUUCUACAGCUAUGGUUGACAAAGAACUGUUUUUUUAUUUCAUGUAUCCAGCAGAUUGUAUUUUUCAAUUUCAAUACCUUAAUUUAUUGUCAUAAUACUUUACAUUAUUCAAGAUGUUGGUUUCAUUUUUUGUUAUGACACAGAUAUAAAAAUUACUGUAUUAGUUACUGAAAAUAAGUAAUAAAAUCAAGAUUAAAAAUAAUGGUUUUAGGUGAGCAUACAAGUUGUAUACAAAGUAAUGAAACAAGAAAAAUAAUUGUAUUGUAACACUUUUUGAUAAUUAGAACCAAAGGUUUAAAAUUAAUAAAACAACAAUACAUAAUUUUAAUAAGGACUAAAUAUUCCUUUGUGUACUGUAAUUUAAAAACCUUACAUAUUGUUCAAUAAUUUUAAACAGUAAAUUAAAAAUUGCUUAAAAUUUUUUCAGUUGUACAAGUAUAAUACUUUCUAAAAAUAAGUUUAAUUAAUAUUAUACAUCUUUACAAAGUAAUUAAAACUGUACAUUUAGAGUCAUAAUAUUAGUGAGAUUUCAUUUUCAAAUAAUACAAAAAAUGAGUUUGUGGUAGUCUUUCUUUUAUUAGUCUACCUUUCUUUUAUUAGUCUUUCUAGAAAACAGUUUAUAGAAAAUUUGUUCAGAUAAAUAUAUUAACAAUUGAAUUGUUAGUGUAAUGCAUAUUUGUACUAUGAUUUACUUUAUGGCUAGUAUUUGAAAUAUACUAUUUAUUACAACGUUGUCAUAGUUCUGUAUACUAUAAGAAUUAAAGAUGUGAUUAAAAUAUUAUAAAUAUUUGUA